Messenger RNA from Brassica rapa (field mustard), 2960 nucleotides. RefSeq lists its product as uncharacterized. NCBI's taxonomy places the organism in Eukaryota, Viridiplantae, Streptophyta, Magnoliopsida, Brassicales, Brassicaceae. The record is from RefSeq and is a predicted model, not a curated record.
CAAUUUUAAUAUAGUUUAAACCAUUUUAAAUCAGUUUAAAUUGAUUUAAAUUAGUAUAAGUAUGUUAAAUAUCCACAUAAAUCCACAAAUUAGUUUUUUUGUUUUGUUUUGUAUAUCUAAUUUUGGUAGUUCAUCAAAAUAAUUUUAUAGUUAAAUUUCCAAACUAAAAUAUUUUAUAUAAAUGUAAAAUAUAUAUAAAAUAAUCAAUAAUUUGUUAAUUCUUAUGACCCGUUUAAAUUCCAAAUAAUAAUUCGAGUAGUCAAUAAUCUUUUACAAAGCAUCUAGUUACACGAUUUCAUGAACAUUGACAACCUCAAGCACAAAACCAAUAUACUAUAUACAUUGAUUUAACAAUUUGAAAUAAAAAAGGUUGUUGUGAGUAGAUUGUGUGUGGUUGAUGUUGCUGCAGGAAGCAUGAGCUGGAGGGAGUGGAGAACACGAUUUACGUUGGGAGUACAAUAACGAGACACAAGACUACGUAUGUGAACCUACAAACAAAUAAUCAAACUAACAAAUUGAUCUAGAAAAAGCUGACACUAAUCAAGUAAUCAUAGCUCAUUCGCAUUAGCUGCAGCCAGACUGCUGGUCAGCUUGUUCGGAAUGAAUGAUUCCAUUGUAUAACACACCUGGCAUCAAUACAAAUUGUUUUCUUGUUGGAACGGUCAUGUAUGGAGAAGUAACAAAGGUUAAUCUGCAGAAUGGAACCAAUGUGGGAAUUUGUUUACAGAAGACAAGACUCAAAAUUAUCAACAACUAAUCACACUUGCGGGGAUAGCUCAGUUGGGAGAGCGUCAGACUGAAGAUCUGAAGGUCGCGUGUUCGAUCCACGCUCACCGCAUUCAAUUUUUUCUUAUUAAUUUUACUUACUUGAAAUGCAACGUUUUGUGCAGUAGGGAAAACAUAGAGUGUUUCAGAAAAAGAAGACUAACUAACUAUUAGUUAGAGAGAUUUGCGGUCAAUCAGAAAAGUUUAAACUAUUAAACCAAUUUCAUUGUAUUGUAUAGCUCUGAAUUAGUCAAGGUACUAAAGCUCAAGUUGCCUUAUAGUUUGAUGCUAACGAGUGAGAAAUCCGAUUGUAUUUGUAUAUGUGUUAAGAAGAUUGAUGGCAUUAAUAGAUUGCACUUGUUCACUUUGCAUGUUCUCAGUUACUCACCGACUAACAGAUCAAGAUGGAGAGGCUGACAAGAAAGAGCAGUAUGAUCGUGAUGUUCAAAGACAAAGCUGACUAAUGUGGUUAUUAUUGUUUAUAAAAAUAAGAAGAUUAAGAAAAAUGAAGAUUAAUAAGCUAACUAAGAACCUAAUUUUUCUUUUUAUAAAAAAACUAAGAACCUAAUUUUGAAGAAAAUAAAUGUAACCAGAUUAAAAACUAUACAACUUGUUUGAAGAACGUUGAAUGCAUGUGUGGGUGAAAUGUCCAAAGGCACACAAACCGGGGCAAUUCCCAUGUUGCCCAUCUUGGAGUAAAAUAAUUUGUUUCCGGAGGAAAAAUAAUCACAGAAUUGGCUCUAUAAAUUGACAGCCAACGGUCAACUUCUCAUAUCCAUAGAUAAUAAAAUAGAAAAAGACUAGAAAUGAAGAUCUCUAAAACCUCAUCGUUAGUGAUGACUCUUCUUUCAAUCAUGUUAUGUUUCUUGCGAGCCAAGUCACAAGGAGUUUACUGCAGCAACCCUUACCAACUAUGUUUCCAGAAGUACAUACUGUGUCCUGCAGAGUGCCCCAGCACCGGUGCCGCCGCCACUAAUAACAAAGUCUGUUAUGUAGACUGUCGUAACAUUCUAUGCACCUCCGAGUGUCGCAGGGCGAGUCUAAAUUGCAAUAGACCUGGACCGGCUUGUAACGACCCGAGGUUAAUAGCUGGUGAUGAGAAUGUGGUCUAUUUCUACGGAAAGAGCAAAGAACAUUUUAGCCUUGUCUCGGACCCUGACCUUCAGAUCAAUGCUAGGUUCACUGGCCACAGGCCAGCUGGUCGUUCUAGAGACUUCACUUGGGUUCAAGCUCUAGGGUUCCUCUUCAACUCUCAAAAGUUUUCCCUUGAGGCCACCAAAGUAGCCACUUGGGACGACAGCAUCGACCAUCUCAGAUUCUCUUUCGAUGGCCAGGAUUUAAUUAUCCCCGAGGAAAUUCUCUCCACAUGGUACUCGCCCAAAAAGGACAUCAAGAUUCGGAGAGCGACAAAGAUGAACAGCGUGACCGUAACAAUCAAAGACAAGGCAGAGAUUAUGGUCAAUGUGGUUCCUGUGACUAAAAAAGACGAUAGGAUCCAAAGCUACAAAGUGCCUUCGGAUGACUGUUUGGCACAUCUAGAGGUUCAGUUCAGGUUUCUUAACCUAUCCCCAAGAGUCGAUGGAAUCUUGGGAUGCACUUCUAGGCCUGGUUUCCAAAAUCAGGCUAAGUCUGGAGCUGCAAUGCCAGUGGUUGGUGGUGAGGAUAAGUUCAGAACAUCUUCUCUACUCUCUCAUGACUGUAGGACUUGCAUUUUUACUGGUCUAAGCAGUUCAAUCAAGUGGGAGACUGGACACGCAGUAUUGGAUUUGGAUUGCACUCGUGGGGCAUCUUCCGGAUACGGAAUCAUUUGCAGAAGCAGGAAGUGAUUUUGUACGAAAGACCGAUCUCCUAAUUAACUUAUCGUGUAUAAGCAAAACAAAUGGAGAUCUUACCUAUGAUAAACUGAUUUCUAAUAUCUUAAUUUAUCUCAAACUGUCUAGACAAACUUAAAUUAAAUAGUAUCAUAUUUUUUUUACAGCAACUAUUUAUAAAAAAAUAUGGAAGUGAUUCCGUUAAAAAAUUUACUGAAUGAAGUAAUCUUUCUCAUAAAUGUAAUGUUAUAAUAAAUUAGCCUUAAAAAAAAGAAUGAAGUAACUCGAAUAAUGGGUUAAUGAUACUACUUGAAGUCCCCAAUAGUACUUUACCAUGCGCCACAUAUUUGAAUCUUUCUAAGUUUGAUAUAAAAUUUUGGAUGA